Molecule: messenger RNA, 4141 nt
Organism: Lucilia cuprina (Australian sheep blowfly)
Lineage: Eukaryota; Metazoa; Arthropoda; Insecta; Diptera; Calliphoridae
Product: homeobox protein prospero
Exons: 10
Coding region: 523-4047 (1174 amino acids)
Source: RefSeq, a predicted model, not a curated record
UGUUUCGUGCAUCAGCUAUAAAUGUGGCAUGUUUAUAUCUUCUACCAAAUACUUUAAGGAUUUAAGUUAAUUUCGGUUGGACAGAAAAAUAUGCAAAAUAAAACUGUUAAAGUUUUUUAGUUAAAAGCCAUAAAAAUGUGUUGGCUUCAAAUGAAAACACAAGAUAUUUCAACAGCAAAUCCGCAACUUUUUGUGUCUACAAAAUAAACUCUAAACCAAAUAUAGAAAAAAAACACAACUAAAAUAAAAAAAAUUAAAGUUUUCCAAAGUGUUGUGCAUCAAGCUUCCUAUUAGAGAGUAAACAAAAAUUAAACAACAAACUGUCCCCAAACUUCCGCUCAUCCCCGGUUUUUUGUGAAAUCCUUUGCAAAAUACAACAAGGACAGCAAGACAGACAAGAAAAACAAAAUAUUUUAAACUUUUUUUAAUAAUUAAAUUUCCUUUAAAAGUGUUGAUUUUAAAUUCUUUUAAAUUACAACUUUCUAUAAUUUUAUGAGAAAAAGGGCCUGAGUGCCCUCGGUUAUGGCCUUUAUGAUGAAAAAGAAAAAGUAUCGUUUUAAUGUUGAAGUAAAAUUACAAGACUUAGAGAAUGUGGCCCUGGUAAAUGAGGUGCUGUUUGCAAAAAUACGUCUGUUGGAUGGUGGGUCAUUUCAGGAAUAUAGCAGCAGGGAAGAAGUACGCAAUCAUCGUGUGGAAUGGAAUCGAAAUUUCGAAUUUCCUUGCAAAAUGUCAGCGAAUGCCUCAACGGGGGUAUUGGAUCCCUGUUAUUUGCGUAUCUCGAUACGCAAAGAAAUGAAGGGUGGUCGUAGUUAUUAUAAAUUAGGUUUUAUUGAUUUAAAUCUUGCCGAAUAUGCUGGCGCUGGUUUAACCUCGCGACGAUUUUUACUGGAGGGUUAUGACUCCAGACAUCGUUUAGAUAAUUCCAUGUUAACAUUAUCAAUAAAAAUGUUAAUGUUAAGUGGUGAUAUUUUAUUUAAGGCUCCUACACCAAAUUUAAAAAAUAAACUAAAAACACCCACAGAUGAUCUGGCCACAGCGGCUACAGGUGUGGGAUUACAAUCGCCCACAUCAUUAACUUCCUCCUCUUUACCCACCAUAGGGGUAACAACGCGUCCUGUUUCCACAAUAAGGGAUGAUGAUUCAGAUCCUCAAUAUGUUAUGGCCUCUAUUGUUACCGAUUCAGGCCAUUCGGAAUCCUCUGAAUCGGCCAUUACCCUAACACCUGAUGCUUUGCUCUUGCAACAGCAACAACAGUUACAGCAGCAACAACAACAACAGCAGCAGCAACAACAAACGCAUUUGCCAUCUUCCUACCCACCCUCAUCGGCUGCCACUCUGGUACCAGGUGUUUCGCUAACAAAUGCACAACAAAUGUUACCCUACGGUGGUAUUGGUGGUACGGGCGGUAGUGGUGGCGGCGGUGGUGUUAGUGGAGCUGUUAGUGGUAAUAUUGCUGUUACCAGCAUUGGUAUUAUUGGUAGCAAUAAUUGUGGCACUACUGCCUCAAUUAGUGGCUUAUCAACUUCAGGUGGUGGUACUGUUCCAGGCCUUGAAAUGGGCCAUUCAAGAAAUUCCAGUAAUACUAGUCAAAUGUCAAAGGGUUCCGGUUAUAGUAGUUUUUCGCACAGUCAACAUUCUCGUCAAAGCUCUGAAGGUGAUUCGGGGCAUGCAAGAUUCAGCAAAUCCGUUUCUCUUCUGAAUAGACUUAAUCAAAGAGCUAUAAAUGCUAUGAAAUUGCAUAUACCCGCUUUAAUACAUCAGCAUACACAAAAUGAUAAAGCUAAUGCCUUGAUAUUGCAUAAUGCGGAGUCUCUUAUGUUGACCACCGCCGUCACCACCACCAGCAACUCAACAUCCACAACAUUAAACACUAAUGUGAUAAAUAUCGAUGAGAAUGAAGAGUUAAUGUAUCAAACACCCAAUUCUUCGGUAAGAGAAGAACUUGGUGUGGAUGAUUUUCGUACUCCCUUAAAUGAAAUGCCAUCACCUCCUCCUUUGUCUUCAAACUCGAUGUAUAAUAUGAAAUUUUUAACAACACCCUCGCCCACAUAUCGCAGCGUUAAUAGUACUAGUCGAUCUUGUUCACGUGAAUCUGAUCUUUAUGCCAGUGGAGAGCGUGAUAGUGAAAGUGAAACGGCCGAUGAUUCGGGUCUAGAUGAAAAUUUCCAUACACCCAGAGUAGCGAAAAUUAAAUCUAUGGAGAAUCUUUCCAUAUUAGAAAUGGAAUUCCAUAAGGCCUCACAAGCCUUAGAUCGCAAUUCACCCAGACGUCUUAAGUGGUUGGCGGAACGUGAACGCAUACAAAUGCCUAAAAUGAAAUCUUUAAAUAAUCUUUGUUUCGAUGAUUAUUCUGAAGAGCAAAUGAGAGCUGAAUUUCAAAUGAUUCGUGAACAGAAUUUAGAAGAGAAACAUCGUUUUAAUAUGCAACAAAGAAAAAAUUCUACUUCCUCGUCCAAUUCGGGUAAAUUGUAUAUUAAAAACUCUAAAGUGGGCAAUGCCAAGUUUAUAGGUAACGAUGAUAGUCCUUUACCUUACAACAACAAUAACAACAAUCAAAUCACCAGUCAUAUGCAUUAUCCUAUACAAAAAAUGCGUUCCAUGGGCACCAUACCCGAUGUGGUAACCGAACGUAUAGAACCCGAUCCAUUUUUAACACCCACCUCAGCUCGUAAACCUCAAUUUCCUAUGGUAACACAAUCGGCCGAAAAGGCCGGUACACCUUCGUAUGCAGCCGCUCGAUUAUUAACCUAUGAUUGUGUUGAUGGUCCACAAAAUUCCCAUCAUUCGCAUAAUUCUCUAAGUGAACUGUAUUCACAAGAUCGUUUGGGUAAAUUGGUCUUAGCUAAUGAGGCCUCAUUUAUGUCUAGAACACCAUUUGAGAGAGCCUAUCGUCGUAGUCUUAUGAAAAGCUCUACUCCAUUGCCGACUACCGUUACAACGCAUAUAAGACCACAUUCCAAUAAUGCUGCCUAUGAUAUAAUGAGUCGUAAUUUUAGUGGUGUUCCCAGACGUUUAUUGGACGGCAGUAAUCGUCAAAUAUCGUCGAUUGCUUUAAAUGCUUCAACAAUCUCAUCCAGCAAUAAUAUACUAAUGAAUUCAUCCAAUUCACCGUAUGGCACAUUGAGUAGCAUUAAAUCUACUCAUUCCUCCUCAUCAUCAUCGAAUGGUAGCCAUAGCAGUAGUAGUGGUAGCAAUAAUGUUAUAACAUUUCAAUGUACAACAACUUCAGUCGAUACCGUGGAUGGCCUACCAGCGGCCUCUUCAUCAUGUUCAUCAUUUACAGCCGCAGCACAGCAGCAACAACAACAACAGCAGCAGCAGCAAACACAACAGCAAUCGUUAGUAGGCUCACCUGCCAGUGGUGGUGGGUGUUGUUUAGGCAUGGUUGCCGCCGCCACUGCUGUCUGUGCAGCUGCUACAGGCACUGUUACUGCUGGUAGUGCUAGUGGUGGCGGUAUACUUGUCUUAAAUAGCAAUAGCGGUGGGAAUAGCCCUCGUUUGGGUGAUGCAGCUUUAAGUUCUUUAGCAGCCAGUCCCACAGAUGCCUGUAGUAUACGUUCAAAUCCUUCUGCCGCCUCUUUAAUGGCUAACAAUGAGAUGAUGUCGGCUGUUGGAGGCGUUACUUCGGUCAUUUGUGGUGGUAUUGGUAGUACUGCUACGCUUUCACCGCUUUCUUCUUCUGCUGCUGCUCAUCAUCUUAUGCGACGUCCCAGCAUUACUAUGAAUCCCAGUUCUGGCUCUUUAGUUAUAAGUGAAACAGGUUCAUUGGAUCGCAUGAAAAAUACCGCCGAAAAACGUAAAAAAGGUCCCCUGGAUGAUGGUCCCAGGGUAUCGGAUCGUGUAGAGGAGACACGUGUUAAUCCAAAUUCUUUAAUUGAUGAGAUUUUAAAGGAUACUAAAUUGGAUCAAUUAGAGGAAACGGCUGAAACAUCCGGUUUACAAUUGUAUAUAGGUAAAGAUGGCACCACUUCAUUUGGUAACCAUGAGCUUAAAUCUAGAGUCUCUGCUGGGGCUUUCAAACAGGUUGUCAUGGAGAAUCCAAGAUAGUAGCAUAAAUUUCUAAACUAAAUAAUAAGACUUCUUUUUUUCAAAACAACAACAAACAAACCUACUAACUAUUACAAAAACUACAAAAACAAAA